Messenger RNA from Ziziphus jujuba (common jujube), 3060 nucleotides. RefSeq names its product MDIS1-interacting receptor like kinase 2-like. Lineage: Eukaryota; Viridiplantae; Streptophyta; Magnoliopsida; Rosales; Rhamnaceae. The transcript is spliced from 2 exons. The coding region runs from base 64 to 2880 and encodes 938 amino acids. The record is from RefSeq and is a predicted model, not a curated record. Gene Ontology annotation, molecular function: ATP binding; protein kinase activity; protein binding. Gene Ontology annotation, biological process: protein phosphorylation.
AGAAAGCCAAGGCAUCUAAGCCUUGCUUAAUUAGAUAAUCAAAGUUAAAAAAUUAUCGAGUCCAUGGCACCCUGGAGUCCAAACCUUGUUGUACGGUCACUUGAUCAAUUUUUGUUGUUUAGCAUCAUUCUACUGUUUCUUUGUUCUUCUAGUACUUGUUUUGCAACAAGUGGAGAGGCAGAGGCCCUUGUGAAAUGGAAGGACAGCCUUGAUAUGAAUCCAACUACUCAUUCUCUUCUCCGCUCUUGGAAUCUCAAUUCUACUACUUCAACUUCUCAUCAUCACCAUAAUACCCCUUGUUCCUGGGUUGGGAUCACUUGUAAUGACUUUGGAAGUGUCAUCAACAUUACUCUUGAAAGCAGUAAUAUGAAAGGUACACUUCACAACUUCAACUUCUCCUCCUUUCCCAGCUUACUCACUCUUAACUUUUAUAACAACUCCCUCUACGGAAGUAUCCCAUCUCACAUUGGCAACCUUUCUACACUCACCUACCUUGCCCUUGAUUCCAAUCAUCUCUCCGGAGACAUCCCAUCCCAGAUAUGCCUUUUAACAAAUUUACGUUUCCUUUGGUUGGAAAGGAAUUAUUUGCAUGGCUUUAUACCACCUCAAAUAGGCAUGUUGGUGUCUAUCGAGUUCUUUUAUGCUCAUAGUAACAAUCUGUCAGGUUCAAUUCCUGUGUCCAUUGGAAACUUAAGCAAGUUAACUAAUUUGGAACUUAAUAUAAACAAAAUAGUUGGAUCCAUCCCCAGUGAGAUUGGACAGCUUAAAUCACUCACUUUCCUUCAUUUGUUUGAUAACCAACUCACUGGCUCAGUUACUAUGUCCAUUGGAAACUUGAGCAGGUUAACUGAGUUGGAACUUGGUGGAAACAAAUUAGUUGGGUCCAUUCCAAAUAAUAUUUGUCUUGGUGGGAAGCUUUCAUGGUUUACAGCAGGUGAUAACAACUUUAGAGGUUCCAUUCAAAAAAGCAUAAGAAACUGCAGUUCAUUAGUCCACCUUUCAUUUGUAGGAAAUCAACUAAAAGGAAAUAUAUCUGAAGAAUUUGGAAUAUACCCAAACCUGGAUUAUAUAAACUUGAGCUCCAAUAAGAUUUCUGGAAAACUUUCUGAAAACUGGGGACAGUGUCCAAAACUCAAGAUGGUGAACAUCUCUAACAAUAAAAUAUCCGGUAGGCUACCUCCUGAACUAGGGAAGGCUACUCAAUUACAGAAGCUUGACCUUUCUUCCAACCUUCUUGUAGGUAAAAUUCCUAAGGAACUGGGACAACUGAAAUUGUUGUACAUUCUCGAGCUUCAAAAUAAUUCCCUUUCUAGAACUGUUCCUAUAGAAAUUGGAAUGAUGUUGGACCUUGAAACACUUGACCUUGCAAACAACCAAUUGAGUGGACCGAUUCCCAUGCAUUUGGAGUACAGUUCAAAACUAUUGCAUUUAAACUUAAGGAAUAACAAAUUCAGCGGCAAUAUUCCCUUCCAAAUUGGUAAUCUGCUUUCCCUUGAAGAUCUUGAUCUAAGUAAGAAUUUGCUCUCGGGAAAGUUGCCUUUAGAGCUUGGUCAUUUGGAAAAGCUAGAAACAUUUAACCUCUCACACAACAAUCUAUCAGGCUCAAUACCAUCCAUGUUUAAAGAAUUGAUAAGCUUGACAUCUGUUGAUAUAUCCUACAAUCAGUUAGAAGGUCCUCUCCCCCACAUCAAAGCUUUCACUGAAGCUCCAAUGGAAGCCUUGGAAGGUAAUAAAGGAUUGUGCAGCAACAACCCUAGUUUGAAGCCUUGCCCCACACCUAAAGAUAAAAAUAGAAAUCAAGCUGUAAUUGCAAUGAUAGUAUCUAUCUCCAGCAUUCUAUUUUUAUUGUUUAUCAUUGGUGGGAUUCUUUUUGUCUGCCAAAAAAGAGCGAGGAAUAUGGAUGAACCAAGAGAAACCAAAACUGAAGCUUUCUUUGCAGCAUGGAAUCACGAUGGGAAAAAAGUUCAUGAAGAAAUAGUAGAAGCAACAGAGAAUUUUGAUUCCAAAUAUUGCAUUGGAGUUGGAGGGAAUGGAAGUGUAUAUAAAACCCUACUAUCAACUGGUCAAAUUUUUGCUGUGAAAAAGUUCCAUGAGAAUGAUGGAAUAGACCAUCAACAAGCUUUCAAAAGCGAGACAAGUAUUUUGCCAAAAGUGCGCCAUCGAAACAUCAUCAAGCUUUUUGGAUUUUGUGUGCAUACAAGAUACUCAUUUUUGGUUUAUGAGUUCAUGAAACUGGGAAGUUUGGUAAAGAUAUUGAGUGACAAUGAAAAGGCAAUGGAGUUGGAACGGUUCAAGAGAGUGAAUAUUGUCAAAGGUUUGGUAAAUGCGAUAUCCUAUCUGCACCAUGAAUGUUUUCCGGCUAUAGUCCACAGAGACAUAUCUAGUAAGAAUGUUCUGUUGGACGAUGAAUGUGAAGCUCACAUUUCUGACUUUGGUUCUGCUACAACUUUAGAUCCAGACUCAUCAAAUUGGACUCCAUUUGCAGGAACCUUAGGUUACUCAGCCCCAGAGCUUGCUUAUACAAUGGAAGUAAAUGAGAAGAUUGAUGUCUACAGCUUCGGAGUUGUUGCAUUAGAAUCUAUCAUGGGAGAGCAUCCCGGAGACCUCAUAUUAUCUCUGUUAUCAUCACCAUUACAUGCUGUUGAUGUUCUGCUUAAGGAUGUACUUGACCAACGUCUCUCACCUCCAAAGCGGCAAAUAGCAGACCAAGUGGUCUCCAUUGCAGAAAUAGCAUUUGCAUGCGUGCGACAAAGUCCACAGUCACGACCAACUAUGAAGCAAGUAUCUCAGAAGCUGUCGACUCCAUUACAAUCUUUAUCAGUGCCUUUUCAUAUGGUUACAAUAAAGCAGCUGUUUGAUUCCCCAACAUGGACAACCUAAAUUGCUGCAGUUUCUCCUUGUUUUUGAUUGUCUACAUGUCUGUGUGCAUUUUCUUUCACUCUGUCUUUCUUCCUUUCGUCACUGAGUUGUUUUCCUUUUCUUGAUAUUUAAGUUAGCCUAAGCUUGGAUAUUCCAAGACUUGGCAGUGUAACGUCUUAAUGAGUAAAGAGACUUUAUUUA